GCAAUCGCGGGCGUUUUGCCAAUCAGCCCAGAAGCAGGCCUCGCGGAAACGCUCUGCUUCGAUCCACCAGAACCAACUGCGGGCUUGCAACAAAGCCUCCCGGACAGGCGCUCCAAACGAUCCAAAUGACCGUCCACAGCUCGACCCAGGCCCCCUCCGCCGGCCUUGCUGCCGCCGGGCAGCUCGCUGCGGCCUCGCCACUCGCUGGAAGUGCGCCCCCCAACACCCCAAUCCAGAUGCAGCAGAUCGAAGCUGUCGACGGCCCGGCCGACCAUCCACAGGAUGACCAGCACGCUGAUGGACAUUCGUGCUGCGGGCACGAUCAUGCCCAUGAUGACUCCAAAUCCGGAAGCUCGCUCUUGACAUCCUACGCCUCGAAUGUCGCCACCUGGGUCAUCAUCCCCUUCUUCCAGGGUGUAUGCUAUGGCCUUGGCGAGGGAUUUGCCAGGGUCUGGAUCGGACGAUUUUUUGGAAUCAACCCUGCCGCACUCUACCAGGCCAAGUCCUCGAAAAAAGUAGCCGUCAAGCCCCCCGCAGCAGUCUCUGCGGAACCCGAUCCUACCCCAGGGUUGACCGGAACCCUGAUGAAGCGUCCUUUGAUCGUCAAGGCCGAAGUGGACAAGACCUGGUCGCGACUGUGGUCGUCCGAGAGCCCGGAAGCCUUGAUUCGCAAGCGCAGAGAGAACUCAGGCGCAUCCAAGGAAGGUCUUGCAAAGCUGGGACUGAUCGUGGUCGACGACAUGGCCGGCCGCGCUGUGAGCGAAUCGUAUGAUGAGCGUAGCUAGUUUCGGCCUGUGACGCCGCCUAGCCUGUAUACAGCGCACCCUGUUUCGUUUUGGAUGUGCUGAAAACAUGAUCUCAGUGAAAUAGGAGAUAUCCUUUCGGAAUCCCCCACGACAUUA
Messenger RNA from Polychytrium aggregatum, 902 nucleotides. RefSeq lists its product as uncharacterized. The annotation marks the transcript as partial. The record is from RefSeq and is a predicted model, not a curated record. Lineage: Eukaryota; Fungi; Chytridiomycota; Chytridiomycetes; Polychytriales. The transcript has a single exon.